This is a messenger RNA of Dermatophagoides pteronyssinus (European house dust mite), 527 nucleotides long. RefSeq lists its product as uncharacterized. The record is from RefSeq and is a predicted model, not a curated record. NCBI's taxonomy places the organism in Eukaryota, Metazoa, Arthropoda, Arachnida, Sarcoptiformes, Pyroglyphidae.
UUUUUCGUUGUUUUGUUUUUGUUGUUCAACUUGAAAAUUUAAAAAAUGAAAAAUUCAAAUUAUCUAAUUAAUCUUUGGUUUUUAUUGCUAUUUUUUCAUGUCAUCAUCAUUCUGAUAAUAAAUGUUGAUGCAAAAAAGAAACGUGGUGAUAUUAUUAUUAUCAGUGGACAUCAUAAUGAUCAUCAUGAUUUUAUACCAAUACCGAUACAUAUACCAAUACAUAAACCCAUUUAUAAAUAUUAUCACCAUCAUCCAAUUUUAAUGCAAUCAGGUGGUAUGGGCGGAAAAUUUGGUGGAUUUGGAUCCGAAAUGGGAUUAGGUGGUGGUGGCAUGGGUGGCAUGGGUGGAAUUGGUAGCAUGGGUGGUAUUGGCGGCGGUGGCAUGGGUGGUAUGGGUGAUAAUUUUAUGGGCGGUUUUCGUUGAAUAAAGUCCAAACAGAAUAAUAAUUUAUCAUCAUUUUCUCGGAUUUAUGGAUUAUCAUCAUCAUUUUAUUCAUCCAGACAGGCAAAAUACAAAAAAAAACUGCU